GAGCUUCCCGUCCAAACGGGUCUCGAGGUGGAAGGCGUCAAUGGGUAACAGUCCUGUGGAGCGGAGGUGUGGGCUGGCUCCCGAGGGCGUGGGGAGAGGCCAGCCGAGACGGAGCUAUAAGAGCCCAUCCGUGCCCACGGAGGACCUGUCCAAGGGGCACGGAGCAGCAGAGAGAGCGGACGGCGAGGGCGGCCCUCGCAGGCUGUGAUGCGCAGGGCUGCGCGCACCCCGCUCGCCUUUUGCAGAGGAGUUCUCUGGUAGAGUUGCCACGUGAAGUUAUAUUUGUAGGAAGCUGAAGGACUUUUUUGUCAUCAUCUGAUAAAGGAAAUAAAAUUGUUGAGAAUCACACGUCUGGUUAGUGAGAGAGCCAGGAACAGAACAUGAGUUUUGUGGUCAUCACUUCGGCAGAUUGCUCCCUGUAGAGGGAGGGCAGGUUCUCCCUGUACAUCUGCCCUCAUCUGAGAAGAUGGUAUUUCAGAAACCACCAGAUGGUGGCUGGGGCUGGGUGAUUGUUGUUGUUUCCUUCUUUACUCAGUUCUUGUGUUAUGGAUCACCACUGGCAGUGGGAGUCUUGUAUUUAGAAUGGCUGGAUACUUUUGGAGAAGGGAAAGGCAAGACUGCUUGGGUUGGAUCACUAGCAAAUGGAAUUGGAUUGCUUGCCAGUCCUGUCUGCAGUAUAUGUGUAUCAUCUUUUGGAGCAAGACCAGUAGCAAUUUUCAGUGGCUUUAUGGUGGCUGGGGGCCUCAUGAUGAGCAGUUUUGCACCUAAUAUAUACUUUCUAUAUAUUUCAUAUGGGAUUGUUGUUGGUCUUGGGUGUGGCCUUUUGUAUACUGCAACAGUAACCAUCACUUGCCAGUAUUUUGACAAACGCAGAGGCCUUGCGCUUGGUCUGAUUUCAACAGGCUCAAGUGUUGGACUCUUUAUAUAUGCAGCACUGCAAAGAGAGCUGAUUGAUCUGUAUGGACUGGAUGGUUGUCUGCUAAUAGUUGGCGCACUGUCUCUGAAUAUAUUAGCAUGUGGCAGUCUGAUGAGACCAUUGGAGUCAUCUGAUUCCCCUCCACCAGAAAAAACACGUGUAGACAAAGUCCCAGAUCAAUGUUAUGUGUACCACGAAAAAGAAAAGACUGUUGAAGAAAAUAUAAGCAUCCUUGAAAAGGGCUUCACCGAUGAAAAAUGUGUGAACAAUACCCCUGAUUGCAAACAGGAUAGCAUUUUGAAUAAGAAUGUAUUAGGCUCAAUAAAUGUAAAUGAGAAAGACACUUACAAAAAGAAAGUUGUAGAACAGACAAACUUCUGCAAGCAACUUGCCAAAAGAAAGUGGCAGCUCUAUUUGAACUACUUGGGGGAAACGGUAGUUCUUUUUAAGAACAAAGUAUUUGCAGCUCUUUUUGUUGCCAUUUUGCUCUUUGAUAUUGGUGGAUUUCCUCCUUCUCUGCUCAUGGAAGAUAUAGCAAGAAGUGCAAAUGUUAAUGAAGAUGACUAUCAUAUGCCACUUAUUUCCAUUAUAGGCAUUAUGACUGCUGUUGGCAAACUCACUUUAGGAAUACUAGCAGAUUUUAAGUGGGUUAACACUUUAUAUCUAUAUGUAACUACCUUACUAAUGACAGGACUGGCCUUGUUUGCAAUUCCAUUUGCCAAAAGUUACCUUACCUUAGCGAUGCUUUCUGGGAUUUUGGGUUUUCUGACUGGGAACUGGUCUAUUUUUCCAUAUGUAACAACAAAGACUGUGGGAAUUGAGAAACUGACUCACGCGUAUGGGAUAUUGAUGUUCUUUGCUGGACUUGGAAAUAGCCUCGGGCCACCGAUUGUAGGUUGGUUUUACGACUGCACGCAGGAGUAUGACACUGCGUUCUAUUUCAGUGGCUUUUGUGUCCUGCUGGGUGGAUUUCUUCUGCUGUUGGCAGCACUGCCCUGCUGGAAUGCCUGUACCAACCAGAGCUCAAAGCUGCCUCCAAAUACUUACUCCUACAAAGUUGCAUCUAGUGCUUAGGUGACAACUGGAAAACACUUUGGGCUUUUUUUAUAUUGUGUAGCAAAGUAUUUGAGUAAUUUUCCACUUAUUUAUGAAGCCCUGAAAUCCUCUUCCACUAGAAAAAUUCCAUUGUUGCUUGUUGUUCAGUUCCUUUUUCUUCUUUUGUUUCUUUUUUAUUUUCUUUUUGGAAACAGUCUUAUUUCAUCUACUAUACAACUGUGUUUUUGGCCUUGUGUCUACCGUAACUUCCUUUAACUCUAUAAGGGGUAUAUUCUGCUGUAUUAUCAGCUGUACUUACUUUUUUUUUUAAGGGGGAUGGUGUGGAGGGAUGAAAACUUUGAAGCAAAAAUGAAGGCCUGUUCCUUAAAGGAGAAGGUUGGCAUUUUUGUCACCUUUUAUGGGUUUCCUAUUUGCACAAUCAGACUUUAUGAAACACAAAUUUGCCUUAUUAGAAUGUAAUGCUGGCAAAGUGCUUGUAACAUCAUGCUUAGAUUAACUUUUGCCUUUUUAAAGUUUAUUCAAUUGACAAUGAAUGGCCAAUUGAGGGAGGGGAGAAGAGGGAGGAACAAAACCAACCUUGUGUUGCAUAACUGAAGUGAACGUUAUCAUGACAGAUUCUUAGUACUACUGCAACUAAGAAGUUUAUAAAUAUUGCACAUUUUGUGAAGUCUGUUUAUAAAACUGUUGAACCAAAAGCUUUUAAACCAAGGAAUAAACGUGAUUGUUGAAACCUUGAAAACAAGUGCUGACUUGGUUAUGCAAGUUCAUGAUCUUUACAUCGGAGUCAGAGAUGUGGUCACAGAAGCCUGCAGGUGAGUCUAAGCAAGUAAUCUGUAGCUUGCCAGUACUGCUGGCAUCUGUUGUUGCACAACUGCAGUUUAGUAGUUUGAACUUGCUGCCUAAAGCUUGGUAGUAGGGCUUUCAACAAGGCAGACCUGAUGUAAAAGGAAAAAAAAUUGACAGCAAUGUCGUCUUUGCUCUCUCAUUUUUGGAAUGGACAUAGGAAGGAGAAAAGUUAGUAACAGGGAGCAAGAAAAGGCAUGGGGGAAAGAUGCCAGAAGAGAUACAGGGGAACCUGUGGUGGAAAUCGUUGCAACAUUUGGACACCAAACAGCCCAAUUAAGAGAGAGCCCCUGAAGCCCACUGCCCAGAUACUUUCUAGCUGCAGGCUACCUCUGUGUGUGUGUUGGCUUUCUGCUUUUGUUUAACCCAAGGCCCAAGGCUGGCAUGUCUGAGGCAAAUGCUUUGUGAGGUUGAAGUCUUUCCUGAGCCAGGCAGGUGCUACAGUGAAGGCAGAGUGACUUACCCAGUUCUGCACUGCUCUGAGUGCCCUGCGCAGUCGCUGUUGCUUCUGCAGCUGCUCCCGUGCCAAAGAUGUGUCUGGUUGCCCUUGUGUAGGAGUCACAGAAAACUCCUGUCUGCCUGUGGCACGUGCUGUGUGCUUUGGCUUCUUGCUGUAUAGCUUUAAAGUUCAAUGGAGCUCGUUGGGAAACCUGGGGUGAGGUAGAAGUUCUUGAUCUGAGUUACAUCCUGUGUGGUUGCCUGCAAAUGCCCAAGUAGUUCUCAGCAGUGCUGUUUGCCUCAAGUGUCUGCUGUGAUUCUGGCACAUAAAUAAUCCUUAAGAUAAAAAACAGGCAUGCAACAAGCAACCUUUAUUGUCAAUACAUUAUGCAGAGAGUUACUGUGUUUGCAUGCCUCAUUAGGCAAGAGCCAUGUAACCUCUAAGUGGGGCAGACAUUAAGUGCUAGUAAUGUUCCCUCUUCUGGUCCAAAGUAGGAAAAUCCAGCUUGGCUUCAGACAGUUUUUGACCAGGAGGCAGUUAGUUUUCUCCUUAUUUUUCCUUCCAUUUGCCAGCUGGGUGUAACUACUCUCUUGGUUUUUUGUUGAUUUUUUUUUUUUCUGUAUUGCUUAUUCAAUGCACGUGGAAGAAAUACUGGAUAUUAAAUAUAGGCACAAAUGCAAGUCCAGUUCCAAAUUGGAGACCUUAGUCUCUAAUGUGGAUUUCCACCCAUUUUGUGUGUUGUAUGACAGUUGUAGUCAAAUUUCACGGCAUGCAUAUAAAAGUAGUAUCGUGUUUUACACACCUUAAAGAAACUGCAGUGAUACACGGGAUAUAACCAGGGUGUUCGUGCCUUCAGAUGAAUAUAUUUUGAAGUCUCUCGCUUCCUGCCAACAAUACAUUCUGAGUGCUUUAAAUAUGAAAUUACAUUGGUUGUCAGUCUGUUUGAAAAAAAUUAGCUAGAAUUAAUGUUAAUGAUUGGGCAAUAUGUAACACACUUUUGCAAUGGAAAUUGAGUCUAUUAUUACACAGUUUGAUAUGUUUGGAAAUCUGACUAGUGACCUGUGAUAGUUUCCUGAUGUAACCAUACCCAGCUGUGGGGAAAGAGCUCUGGCUGUUGAAGAAUUGUUUAUUGCCACUGCAGGCAGAAUGUUAGGACUCCUAGUUCUAGCCAGUUAGUUCAGCACUGUGACCAUACUAAUCUUUACUUUAAUUGAUCAAGAAGACCUAAGAUCUAAUGUUUUGCUUUUCUUUUUUGCUUCUCUAAUUUUGAAGGGUUCCUUUCCACGAAGAUUUCUAGAGAUGCUGCAAUUUGAGUAUUAUCUGACAGCCUUUGCUUCUGCCUGGCACGCUUUGUUCAAAUUGGUUCAUAGGUUCAAACGUUUUUUGGAAGCUGGCAGGACAGGUACAGCAUAAUUAUUUGUGCCUCAUUUGCUGGAAAAGUAGAUUGUCAGCAUUGUCAGAGUGGUAGAGGUAGGUAGGCACACAGUUGUGUCAUGUAGAAUUAAAUUAUACAUAUUUUUGAUUUUUAUACUUCCUGAAGAACAGAUCUGCAACAGAAGGAAUGAGAUACUAAAAUAAUCACUCUUUAUUGUAGAAGAACAAGUUACUGUUUAUUGCAUAAAUUAAUUGGUUGCUGUGGGGUCAGUCAUGAAUAGUAGAUUUAUCUUCUUAUUUGCAGAUCUUAAGAAAAUUGAUUGUAGUUACCGAAGCACAAGACAAAUUAAACUGCUAAGUUUUAUUAGAUUUAAAGACUAUUCUGUGCCUUGCUCAAUUGAUUAUCUUAAUGGUUAGCUGCAAAAAUGGAUUACAUUCCUUUGGUAGCUGUUAAUUGGUCUACAUCAUGCUGAUACUGGAUUCUUGUAUCACUUACUGACAUUGAACAGUGUGCUGAGUAAGGACUACAGAUCAGAUGCUAUAAAAAUUGGCUGCGAUGUUUACAUAGCACUAAACAGACACAGUUAAUUUUUUAUUAGAAAGAUACUUCACUUGAGGCAUUUCAGGAGGGCAAGUCUAGUGAAUAUGUUGGACUGAGCAUAGAGCUGGUCAGAUUAAAAAAAGCAAAAGAUAAAUCAUACAGAAAUUGGACAGCUUUGUUAAAGGAAGUGGCAAAAGCCUCUUUCUCAGUUUAAAAUUCCUCAGAUUGAAAGGACUGUUUCAGUAAUGUUUUAAUGUGCUGAAGAUCCAAGUUAAAGACAGCCUCAUGAGAAAUAGUCUUUAGAGAUGUGUCUAUGCUCCUUGUUUACCAAAAUCCAUUUUGCUUUUUACUUUUAUUUUUCCUAAGAAAUAUGUUUGUGCUUUUUAACUGAAAGUUUUUAAAAACCAAUAUACAAAUGGUCAUCCUCUACCUUGCUAUAUCACCUGAUGAUUUUGAUGCAGGAAGUAAACCAUAAAAUUUUUUUGGUUGAAAGGGACCUGUAAAGAUCAUCUAGUCUAACCCCCCAGCCAUAAUGUAGUGAUUUCAACUUUCUUCAAAUUAGCUGGUCUGCUUCUGGUUUGUUGUUGUUUUCAUGGCUCUGUGGGGAAGUCUUGAUACCUUUCUUUUAUGUCCUCGUUGGAGGGUCUCUUUAUUUUCUGCAAUAGCUUCUCAUUUUUCUUUAUUGUGUCCGUGUUUUUUUGCAACAAGACUGUUGGUCAGCUUUAGCUACCUUUGCUUGAUGUGUGGACUAUUGGCUUGCUUGGGUGUUUUUUUUCAUUAGCACCAAAUAAUCACAUCAGUAGAAAUUUACUUUAUUAAUCCUAAAAUGUUUUCAUGUCAUUAGAAUCUAAAGGCUGAGAUGUCUGAAAUGAAAUGUCUGGAAUCAAGUAUGACUGGUGUGAAUGCAGAUGUCUCAACUUCUCUGGCUGCAGAUAUUCAAGACUUAAUUUAGUGAAGAAUGGGAGUCUUGUGCACAUGUGGUAAGGAAAGGUUGAAGGCAGGAUAAAUCUUUUGGCUCCGGGGUCUCCCUGUUGUGCUUUCAUCUGUUUGGAUCUCCUGUGUCAGGUGCAGCUUUUGUGCUAUGUGUGCUGCAGUUUUGUGAGCUAGCAUAAGGUGAGAGGUAGGAGAAUCUCAUGCCUGGAGCAUGAGAUUUAACACUUGGCUGCUUCCAGUCACCUCACUUAGUGUGCAGCAAGGAGUAUCUUGCAAUGUUCACCCUUUGAGUGAGUACCUCAGGAGUCUUCAGGAGAGCAUCCCUGCAUCUGUCCCUUGCUGAAGAAGGAUUAAGUCCAAUUAGUUUUCCAGGCCAUAGUUUCAAGAUGUGUUUUCUCCCAGUUGAAGUUCUUGCUGAAGGCAUCCAGCAUCCAACACUACAUCGUUAUGGGUGCUGUGUUUGUUGUAAACCCACUCAGGGAACCCCUAAAAAUGCCUUUUGUUUGUUUGUCUGUGGUUUUUUUGGGUUUUUUGUUUGUUUGUUUGUUUUGUUUUUUGUCACUCAGACCAGCUUGUUGCUGUUGCAGUGUGGGCUCACAUCUAACUGCCAGCACAACACGCUGUGGUGCUCCCCAGCAUGUGAGUGGGAAGGAGCUUGGAGCAAUUCCUUUGUAAACUGCCCUUGCAGUCAUAUCCCGGUGCUGUGAGACUGCAGCAAACAUUGUUCCCAUCUGCCUUUGUCUCCAAGCUUAAUCUUACUUGGUCAUAGCUAAACUUGCAAAAACACUUCCUUUUAUUUCAAAUUAGUUUGAGGAUUUUCCCCCACAUUUCUCUAAUUGCAGGCUGAAAAUCAUCUGACUCAACUCUCCUCCUUUCCUGGUGCCACAGUGCAUGUUGAAAAGUAAACAUGUUUUCAGUGGUUAACAGCAAUGACUAGGAGAUGUUGCUGAGUAACAAGAUGAAUACCUACCUCCCUGUUUUAUAAAUUGCUGGUGCUCUGACCAACCCUGUUUACAGAUCAUAUCUAAAUUGUGUGGGUUUUUUGUGGUUCUACCUUUAAAAUGGAUAUAUGACAUGCAUAUCAAGUUGUACUGGGUCAUGCUAUCUUCUGUUGGAAUCAAGUUACUUUCCUGUUUAAUUAAAAAGUGCCUGAGUUAGAGUGACUGUCUCCCUGCUUUGCAUUACUUAAGGGACCAUCUUUUCAAAUCAGGAUAACUGAAAUAAUCUGGUACAUCUUGAAUUAUGAGAAAUACUAUGUAUGAGGUUUUGCAAGAGUUCAUAAAAAUGCUUGAAUUAAGUAAUAUUUCCUUCAAAUAAACUGUUAUGUGGAGGUGCUGACAGGAAAUAAGGGACAAAAAAAUUACAAGACUGCACUUGACAAUCUGGUAUCUCCCCCGGCACCAUCAGUCAUAAGUAACAAAUUGUCACUCUUUUGGGUGUGUGAAUGACCAUUUUGACUACCAGGAAAAUUCCUGGGAGAGAGAGAUGGGGAAGAGGGAAUUCUCACUGAGCACACCGUAUACAUUAUUGUUUGAGAGUAGACUUGAAUUUGCCUAUGAGAAUUACUGAAAACAGAAUUCCAUCAUCUAGCCUGGAACUCGACAGCUUGAUGGAGCUGCUGCUGCCAUCUCAGUUUCUCUGGAGAGAAGAUCCUGCUUUUGAAGGUCUUCCACCUUUUGAGUUUUCUCUAAAGGGAGUAGCAUCACAAGACUGCAGAAGGCAGAGUUAAUUGAACGUCAUAAACAGGAGUAUCUAAUUUGAAACAAUAUUGAAUCAGUAAGGAAAAAAGGUAUUGAAAUUCUGUGCUGCUGGAGAAGUACAAAUAAAAACUGGAAGAAAAUUUGCCUUAGUUAAUACUUUCUGAUUAUGUUUAAAUGCAUGUUCAGUAAUUGCCAGUCUGAGUCAUGUUGGUUAACUUUUGCUGUGGUGUCUUAGCAGAAAAUCCAGGUGUCCUUAACCACGUAUAAAAAUGCCUGCAGCAGAGGAUGAAUAUUUUUUGAGCCAAUCUGCAUUCCGGUGGAAUUGCAAUGUUAGAAACACCAAGUUUUAGUGCUGUAAUCCACUUUGAAAGGGAGAAGAUGGUGCUUAGGAGAUGUGAACAGAAGACUUACCUGAUCUUUCUUCUGAAGAAAGUGAGAUGAAGCAACCACCAGCAAACUGCAAAGAAAUCUACAUGGAAAUAAGAAUAUGUUUUCUUCUCUUACAAAUACAAAUUUUUAGCCCAAA
This is a messenger RNA of Apus apus (common swift), 8328 nucleotides long. It is a transcript of the gene SLC16A9, whose product is annotated as solute carrier family 16 member 9. Lineage: Eukaryota; Metazoa; Chordata; Aves; Apodiformes; Apodidae. Gene Ontology annotation, biological process: monocarboxylic acid transport; transmembrane transport. The coding region runs from base 467 to 1990 and encodes 507 amino acids. Gene Ontology annotation, molecular function: monocarboxylic acid transmembrane transporter activity. The record is from RefSeq and is a predicted model, not a curated record. The transcript has 8 exons.